Messenger RNA from Laccaria bicolor S238N-H82, 1044 nucleotides. RefSeq lists its product as uncharacterized. NCBI's taxonomy places the organism in Eukaryota, Fungi, Basidiomycota, Agaricomycetes, Agaricales, Hydnangiaceae. The record is from RefSeq and is a predicted model, not a curated record. The transcript is spliced from 2 exons. The coding region runs from base 1 to 1044 and encodes 347 amino acids.
AUGGUGCUGGGAGCGAAGGGUUAUUCGCUGUAUCAUGCCUUCCAGUGGUCAUGCGCCCUUGCUAAAGCGCUCAAGCCGGCCAAGACCGAACUGCUGUAUUACAUAAUAGAGUCGUCAACGUUGACCUCAACGGUGGUGAAGCCUUUUGUUUCGCGAUUUGCUGGACUGAUGAAGCUCAGUAGCACCCUACUCCAAGCCGCUAACCGUCAGGUGGUACCCACCAUCGACCAACAUAACCGCGCCGUUCUCCUCUCCAGAGAUUCCGCCCGAAGGAUUCGUGAGGCUUUCCUACACGACAACUCCCCAGAUGCUCGUCGAAAAGUCGGCCAGAUCCUCCAAAACAUACGCACCCAACCUCCCAUACCAGACUCCUCAUUCCAACCCCUCCGUCUCCCUAUGCACACUACCACCCACGGGCUGUUACGUCUUGGGGAUUUGCAGGCUGCCCGGAGGAUGCUCCAGACGAUGAUGGAGAGAGACUACCGCGUCCGCAGUCGAUCUGCAGACACUGCUUUUUCGAUGUUCAUCGACCACGCGCAGACCAACUUGUUCUGGCACCAUGAAUUCAGGAACAACCCGGCGUGGAAGCCCCCGAAGCCGAGGAACACCCACCUGUGGACCGCGGUGCUGUAUAUGCAAUUCAUCAGGGAGUUCUCGCCUGAUCUGCAUUACUCGCUCUUGAGGGAGAUAAUCUUCAAGAAGUACUUGGUCCUCGCGGCGAGGGUGUUGUAUGAUGUGGUGAAUGAUCAGAAGAAGGUGGAUCAGCGCGAUGCUGAGCUUUAUUUGGAGCUUGGGCAGACUGCGAGGAGGUUGUGCGCGGCUCCACUUAAAAGUAAGCAGAUUAUGGGGGCGUAUACGUUUGCUAUUUUGGCGAGUGUGUUAAAGCUGGAGGCGGGGAAGGAGGCGUUGGGCAAGUAUGCUAACGUCAUUGCGGGGAUGUUCCACGCUACCCAUCCGAGGGAGGAUACGGCGGCGUACUGCCGUUUCGCGCUCGAGUCGUUUAUGAGUGACAUAUCGGGUUCAGAUUCUGAACCGGAGCAUUGA